GUUGGACAUCCUAACGAGCAUGAUCCCACGGGAGAAUGUUCGUUUCAGCAAGCGGGUGAAGUCGAUGCAACAAGGCGAGGACAAGGUCAUCAUCACCUUCGAAGACGGCGAAGUGGUUACCGCUGCGGCCGUAGUCGGCAGUGAUGGCAUCAAGGGGCCGACGAGGAAAUAUGUCCUGGGCGACCGAUAUCCUGAAGAAGUCAGUCCAACCUACAGCGGCAAAUAUGUUUACCGGUCCAUCAUCCCGAUGAAGGAUGCGCUUGAGAUCAUCGGCGAACAUGCCGGCGAUUCCAAGACCUUCCUUGGCCACGACGUUAACUUCAUCACCUUCCCGAUUUCAAGGGGCACACAGUGCAACCUUGUUGCCUUCAAAUAUUCCGACAAACCCUGGACGCACCACCAAUUGACGAAACGGGUAACUAAGGAAGAGAUGGUGGCUGAUUUCUCAGAGGGCGUAGAUAAGAGAUUAGUGAAGCUGCUUGAUUGGGCCGACCCACUUCAGUGGUCUCUCCACCACCACAUGAACACUCCAACCUACUACAACAACCGUAUCUGUCUCCUCGGCGACUCAGCUCAUGCAACAACACCCCACCAAGCCUCGGGCGCCGGCCAAUGCAUAGAGGACGCUCUCGUCUUGUCACACGUACUGGGCAAGGUUGCAGACCAUAAGCAGUUGCCCUUCGCCUUCGAGGCGUACGAUGCCAUCCGUCGACCGCGCGGGCAAAAGGUGGUGAGGACUAGCCAGGAGGCGGGGCAGCUGUACUCUUUCAGCCAUCCCGAGUUUGGGGAGGACAUGGAUAAAAUUGUGGAUAACUUCAAUCAGCGGUUCUUGUGGAUCUGGGAGCAUGAUUUGGAGGGAGACUUGAUGCAGGUGGAGAAGCUGUUCUCUAAGUUAUGUGACGCGGCGUGAACUGG
Messenger RNA from Trematosphaeria pertusa, 915 nucleotides. Its product is annotated as FAD/NAD(P)-binding domain-containing protein. Bases 20 to 910 code for a protein of 296 amino acids. Gene Ontology annotation, biological process: secondary metabolite biosynthetic process. The record is from RefSeq and is a predicted model, not a curated record. The transcript has 2 exons. Gene Ontology annotation, molecular function: FAD binding. Lineage: Eukaryota; Fungi; Ascomycota; Dothideomycetes; Pleosporales; Trematosphaeriaceae.